AUGUAUUUGGGUUACUGGAUAUUUGGUUUAGCUCCCUUUACUAGAAGCUAUAAAUUGUAUGAAGUAUUUAUACUACUAUGGUGCUGCGAAAUUGCCUGGUCCACUUAUCUGGCCAUAAUCUAUGAUGUUUUUGGUGAUGAGCACAGUCUUGAUGGUUUAGUAAGCUUUAUACUAUACUUUACCCAUAUGGUGGGUCACUUAAUAGUGCUGGCUGAAGCUUGGAAGAUGCGUCAACAACGUUUAGUUUUAUAUGAACAUUUUAAUAAGAUCAACAUUGAUUUAAAAGAUGAGCUGAGGAAGGCGCAACAUAGAGGCAUGUCAGCUAUGAGAUUGAGCUUUAUAGUCUUGGGUGUUAUAAUACUGUUAACAUGUGGUCAUGGCAUUAUAAUGUGGACUACAUUUGAGACCAAAUCACCAGCUAGUCUAUUGUAUUGGCGUUCACUGCAAAGUUAUUUAGCUUUACAAUUUAGAACUUUGGAAUUUUUAACUGGUUUAGUGCACUUAAGUUAUUAUACUUUAGUGAUACGCAAAUCUCUUAAUUGUAUGGGUGAACGUAAUUUGAGAAGAGUUUUUAAAGGAUUAAGUAAAUAUGACGAAUCAGAAGUAAUUAUGGUAGCAUCCGUUAAUGAGGAGGAGGAAGAUGAACAACUAUUGGUAGUUAUAAAAAAUUGCUAUAAUGAGAUUUAUUCUACAAUAAAAAUAUUCAACGCAGCCUAUGGCUGGUCUAUAUUGGCUUCGACAGCAGUGUUUUUUGUAGAUUUUGUUUGCAAUUCCUAUUGGAUUUUAUUGGCUGUUCUAAGUCAGGGUAGAGACUAUUAUGGUCUUUUACAGAAUGCUGCAUUUGCUUUGUUAGCUUUCAUUUUAUUGACCAUAAUAUGUUGGUAUGCUGAAGAGUGUUAUUACGAGAGUCGUUAUAUUGGUUGUUUGAUCUCGAAAUUGGUUAAACCUUUGGGUAAUAAAUUCUCCAACGAUUUGGUUAGUGAGUUUUCGGUACAGACUUUACAUCAGCGCUUUAUUAUAACGGCUAAGGAGUUUUUUAGCUUGAAUUUAAGUCUAUUGGGAAGUAUGGUUGCCGCCAUUGUUACUUAUUUGGUCAUACUUAUACAGUUUAUGUUCAACGAGAAAAGUAAUAAUGAAAGUAAAUUUAUUACCAAUGCUGACCUUGUGACCUCAACUACACCAUCUGCUUUUAAAAAUCGUUAA
Molecule: messenger RNA, 1203 nt
Organism: Lucilia sericata (common green bottle fly)
Lineage: Eukaryota; Metazoa; Arthropoda; Insecta; Diptera; Calliphoridae
Product: gustatory receptor 23a-like
Exons: 3
Coding region: 1-1203 (400 amino acids)
Biological process (GO): sensory perception of taste
Cellular component (GO): axon; membrane; neuronal cell body
Source: RefSeq, a predicted model, not a curated record